GAGGAAGUGCCGCGUGCCGCUGUGGACGUGCGGUGGACUUCUGUCGCUCUGCCUCCGUCUGGGCUGAAAAGUUUCUGGUCAUGAGUGGACACGCGGUCCCCGCCGACAUCUCCGGACACAUGCUGGACCUGGACGAGGACGACGACCUGGAUGUGUUCAGUAAGAACACAUGCCUAACAGAUGAAGGUCCAGUGCCCAACUCCCCCAGCUCCAUGGUCAACCAGUACAGGCUGGAGGAUGAUGAAGAGCAGCAAGAUGCCAACGCUAAAGACCUCUUCAUCUCUGUUGACGACCCGGAGAGCCACAUCACUGCCAUCGAGACCUACAUCAUGUACAGAGUAGUGACCAAGACCACACGGAGCGACUUUGACUCCAGUGAGUUUGAGGUCCGCCGACGCUACCAGGACUUCCUGUGGCUGCGGAGCAAGCUGGAAGAGAGUCACCCCACCCUCAUCGUCCACCCCCUCCCAGAGAAGUUUGUGAUGAAAGGCAUGGUGGAGCGCUUCAACGACGACUUCAUUGAGACCCGGAGAAAAGCUCUGCAGCGCUUUCUCAGCAGGAUUUCAGAGCAUCCUGUCCUGUCUCACAGCCAGCACUUCAAAGUCUUCCUCACUGCACAGGACCUGGCGCCACACAAGAAGCAGGGUUCAGGUUUCCUCAGCAGGAUGGGGGAGACGAUGAGGGCCGUGGCCAACUCUGUCCGCGGCGUGAAGGACAGACCGGAGGAGUUCGAGGUCCUGCAGGACUACGUGGAGAACUUCAGCAGCAAGAUCUCCUCUGUGGACAAAGUCACCCAAAGGAUCAUCAAGGAACAGAGAGAGUACCUGGAUGAGUUGAGGCAGUACAGCUCCACCUACGCCCAGUGGGCGGGGUCGGAGGAAAACCUGUCUGAGCCGCUGAAGGGCGUGGCCAGCUGCGCGGAGCGGUGCUGUAAGGAAACAGAGGAGCGGAUCCAGCACUUGUCUGAGGUCCUGGUCCCAGCGCUGCACGAAUACGUCCUGUGUGCAGAAACCCUGAAGGCCGUGAUGAGGAGGAGGGACAACAUUCAGGCUGAGUUUGAAGCGAAGAGCGACGCCUUGGCGUCCAGAAGAAGUGAUCUGGAUGCGCUGCAGGACGAGGUGGAUGAGCUGGCAGACCGCAUGGACAAGUCCAACAGCGCCUUACAUGUGGACUGGAGCCGCUGGAGGAACGCCAUGAGAACGGACCUGAAGGCGGCCUUCACCUCUACUGCAGAGAAGAACGUGGAGUAUUACGAGAAGUGCCUGGCGGUGUGGGAGUCCUUCCUGGUGUCUCAGAGGGGGGAGUCCAUCAGUCAGAGGGACUGAGGAGAUGCUGCUGGACCUGUGAGGACCUCCGUCUGUCCUCAGGACCGCUGACCGUUGUCCAACUCCUUCAUUCAAAGAGUUGGGUCCACUCUGAUCAUUCCAGACACCUCCAGCCCUCCCCCAUGGGUCAGACCCCCGCCUGCUGCUGUUUCUCUGUCUCAGCCUCCAACGUUCAGCCUGAAAAGGAUGCAGGAAUCUCAAGUAGUUCAUGAUGGACCUUGACAGAACCAGCUUUAGGAGUGACUGGCAGAACCAAAGACGCCUCUGUUUGGACCUUUUCUCUUGGAUUUGUGCUCAUUCUUCAUUCUUCUGUCACCCUGCAAACUUUCCAGAUCGUCUUCGUCUGGUGUGAGACACCAGGCUCUGCUUCUAAUGUCCUCCUUCAUCACAUCCUCUGACGUGAGGCAGAUGCUGCUGUUCAGCUUCCAAAGGGACUUCUAUGAAACCGGGCUGACCCCCCCCCCCCCCCCUCGUUCUUUACAGUCUGCUUUCACUCUUGGAAGAUCUUUGAGAUUUUUUUGUUGAGUAAAUAAAUAAAAAGCACAGAGCAGAGAUGU
Oryzias latipes (Japanese medaka) is the source of this 1882-nucleotide messenger RNA. RefSeq names its product sorting nexin 7 (gene snx7). Gene Ontology annotation, molecular function: phosphatidylinositol binding. Gene Ontology annotation, cellular component: early endosome; phagophore assembly site. Gene Ontology annotation, biological process: reticulophagy; piecemeal microautophagy of the nucleus; autophagy of mitochondrion. Lineage: Eukaryota; Metazoa; Chordata; Actinopteri; Beloniformes; Adrianichthyidae. The record is from RefSeq and is a predicted model, not a curated record.